Messenger RNA from Kluyveromyces lactis, 621 nucleotides. It is a transcript of the gene YAR1, whose product is annotated as Yar1p. The record is from RefSeq and is a predicted model, not a curated record. The coding region runs from base 1 to 621 and encodes 206 amino acids. NCBI's taxonomy places the organism in Eukaryota, Fungi, Ascomycota, Saccharomycetes, Saccharomycetales, Saccharomycetaceae. The transcript has a single exon. Gene Ontology annotation, molecular function: protein binding.
AUGAGUCUACAUACAGGACCUUUAGAUCAAGAAGAUCAAGAAGCUAUCAUCGUUGAUGCAAGAGCUGGAGAUUUGGAGUCUCUUAAGGAUAUUUUUACCACUUUGAUAGAUCCAAGUGCACUCAUUGAAUGUACAGAUGAAUUGUCUAAGUCAUCUGCCUUGCAUAUGGCAGCCGCCAACGGUCAUUUCGAGGUGGUAAAAUAUCUACUAAGCAUUUUCCCAAAGGAUAAACUAAAGGAAUGGGUCAACAAGCAAAACGAAACAGGUAACACUGCAUUGCACUGGGCUUCGUUGAAUGGUAAAUUGGAUAUAGUACAGCUUCUUUGUGAAGAGUAUGAGGCUGAUCCAUUCAUCAGGAAUAAUUUCGACCAUGAUGCCAUCUACGAAGCUGAAAACAACGGACAAGAAGAGAUAGAAACAUAUUACUUGAAGAAGUUCGACGUGGAACCCGAAUCGACCGAAAAUGAGGAAGAAACUUCAUCGGAAAAGGAAGGAGAACAAGCCUCACAGCCCGCAUCUAUCGACAACGUCCAAUUUAGAGAAGGUACAGAGAUUGAACAAGUGACCAAAGAAGCUACAGAAGCUCUAAGAGAGCAAACUGAAAAGCUUCAACUAGAAUAA